UCGGGGCGCCAUGGCGGCGCCCAGUCUGCGGGGUCGUCUGGCGCGGCUCGGAACCUCGCGCAAGCCGGUGCUGAAGCCCAACAAGCCUCUGAUUCUAGCUGACCGCGUCGGAGAACGGCGCCGGGAGCGGGGAGAGGCGACCUGCAUCACGGAGAUGUCGGUGAUGAUGGCUUGCUGGAAGCAGAAUGAAUUCCGCGACGACGCGUGCAGAAACGAGAUCCAGAACUUCUUCGAUUGUGCAUCGAAGGCCGAGGCUGCCCGAAAGAUGAGAUCAACCCAGGAUACUUCAGAGUCUGGGAAUUUACCCCCAAAGAAAAUGAAUGUGUUGUUACAGAGGUUUCCUAACAAGCCUCAUGUUUGCUGAAAACAAAGUUAUUUUGAGAAUGA
Molecule: messenger RNA, 387 nt
Organism: Suncus etruscus (white-toothed pygmy shrew)
Lineage: Eukaryota; Metazoa; Chordata; Mammalia; Eulipotyphla; Soricidae
Gene: CHCHD1
Product: coiled-coil-helix-coiled-coil-helix domain containing 1
Exons: 3
Coding region: 11-364 (117 amino acids)
Biological process (GO): mitochondrial translation
Cellular component (GO): nucleoplasm; mitochondrial ribosome; mitochondrion
Molecular function (GO): RNA binding
Source: RefSeq, a predicted model, not a curated record